Molecule: messenger RNA, 1896 nt
Organism: Musa acuminata subsp. malaccensis (wild Malaysian banana)
Lineage: Eukaryota; Viridiplantae; Streptophyta; Magnoliopsida; Zingiberales; Musaceae
Product: plant UBX domain-containing protein 11
Molecular function (GO): protein binding
Source: RefSeq, a predicted model, not a curated record
ACAGCAGCUGAGCGCGAUCGCCCUCCACUGUAGUCCAGGUCAGACCGCGAUCAUCACAAGAACCCUAAUUGCUCCGAUCCUCCGCGGCAUAGAUCUCUUCUCCUCGAAGAUCCUUUUCCCUAAGAUGGAAAGAUCCAGUUAUUCUUUCACGUAUAAAGGUUCCAUUCCAGAUGCAAUUAAUGAAUCAAGGAACCAAAAGAAACUUUUCAUGGUCUAUAUUUCAGGAGCGGAUGAAAAUUCUGUCAAAAUGGAUCAGACAUGGCUGGAUGAAAGAGUGGCUGAAUCAAUAUCAAAAUGUUGCAUAUUUUUGCACUUGACAGCAGGAAGUCUUGAUGCAUCACAGUUUUCUGCCAUUUAUCCUCAGAAAUCAACACCAAGCAUCUGCGCCAUUGGACUUAACGGUGUUAUGCUAUGGCAUUAUGAUGGUUACAUUACUAUUGAAAAUCUUAUAGAGAAUAUUGACAAGGCUUGGGCAGCACUCCAUAUGCAGGAAGCAGCUCUGACACUUUUGACGGCUGCACUUGCUUCAAAAGAGCCUGAACCUCUAAAUUCUAGUCCUAAUGCUGUUUCAUCUGAGCAAGUAGUCUCUUCUGAUUUAAAUGUUCCAUCAACUUCAGCUGAUAAAUCUAGUCAAGAUUCAGAACCCAGACCAUUAACUGAUUCUCAGCAGUUGGAGGAUGAGAGGCUUGGUGAAUCAAAUAGUCAAAAAGAUAAUCUGCUUGGUGAAGAAACUUGUUCUCAAAUGGAUACUCCUAAUGAUGUGAAGAUUGGAAGCAUAGAUGGUUCAAGUUCAAGCAGGAAUAUUGCUGAAGAAGCACUUUCUAUCCUCAGUGAUGUGAAUUCUGAAACUUACAGUUAUGCAGCUAACUCCAAUGUCCCUGUCGAAUGUUCAACUAUGGAUAUGACCCAGGCUGCAACUAAGUCAGAGCCAGACACGAGGUCGGCCAGAUGUGGUCCAAUACCUUCUGAGAUAACUACUGAAGCAGAAGAGGAAACUCCUCCAGCUAAGAAGGUUGAUGGAUCAAGUGGCUUUUCAGAUGCUGUAAAGUCGAAAGAUGUGCAUCUGAAUAUACGUAUACCAAAUGGGACCAGUCUUCAGACAAAACUUACUUUAGCCGAUACUUUGAGGUCUGUGAAAAUCUUUGUGGAUGAGAACCUGGAUACUAUGGUAGGUUCAUAUAAUCUGGCUGUUCCUUAUCCAAGAAAGUUGUUCAAUGAUGAAGACAUGACGAGAACAUUGUCCGAACUUGGCUUUGCUAGCCGGGAGGCAUUAAUAGUUGUUCCACAUCGUCAAGGCACCAGAGCUCCCAGGGGUCAAUCAUCAUCAAAUGACAGUCAGAAUGGUGUGACUAGGACUGUUUCAAGUGAGAACACGGGAGGAUAUUUUGAUUAUGUUAAAAGGAUCUUAUCAUACGUGAAUCCAUUAUCCUAUCUUGGUGGAAAUUCUAGCUCAGCAAAUUCUGAAACAACAGAAAGUGAUGGCUUAUGGCAGUAUCGUCCUAAUCCUGCUGCUAUUCAGAAUCAUUUAUCAGGAGCACCUCGACGCUUAUCUUCUUCAAGUGACCAAAGUAACCAAAACACUGAUUCUCAUAAUACCAGUGGCGGGGUAAGGCCAAGCCCAUCGAGACAAUUUGGCAGUAAUAUCCACACUCUGAGGCAUGAUGAUGAUCCAUCUGGCGACAAGAACAUGUUUUGGAAUGGAAACUCCACACAGUUCGGAGGUGAUGACAAGAAGUAAGUUGAUAAUCAAGUAGAGGUUAGUUAAAUGCAUCAGCAGUGUUGAAAUUGUUGAUAUUAAGCAAUUAUGACACUCCAAAAAUGUUGAUAUUUAGUAAUAUGUUCCUCUUUAGUUUGCUACUGCAGCAGUAAAUAAAAAUUACUUCCCUAUGCAGAAUC